CAGCUUCCCUUGCCAUGUUUUGUUUAAUAGGGAUGGAAGCUCGAUGUGGUAUCUUCACCUUGCUUACUGUGCCUUCCAUCCUACAGUCAGUCCUGGUUGCUUGAGAUUGACAUGCCUGACGGUGCUGCAUCUCGAGUGUGUGAGAAUUACAGGGGACGAGUUAGGGUACGUUUUUUCCAGCUGCGUUGCUUUGGAGCGACUGGAACUCUCGAGAUGCUUCGAUAUAACUUGCUUGAAGAUACCUUUCCAGCUGCAGCGGCUCAGCAACCUGCAAGUGUUAAUUUGCCCCAAACUGCGGAUGAUAAAGAUCGAAGCUCCAAAUAUUUAUAGGUUUCGCUUUAUUACAUUUGGCCAAGUAGAGGUCUCACUUGGACAAUCACUGCGACUGAAGAACCUAGAGAUGUUCGAUUGCCGUCCCCUCUGUUAUGCACUCGAAGAGCUUGCAUCCAUUGCGCCGAAUCUUGAAACUUUUAGCAUAUAUUCACCCCGUGAGGUAUAUUCUAAAACUCUUUGUGAUCUUUUUCUUGGAAGGGAAGUAGGGAACGUUCUGUGAUUAUUCAGUAGCACUCUUAUGCAUAGAACAAUAGUGAUACCUUGGAAUAUUAAUUAACAUGUGGCAUAUUUAUGCAGGUGAUAAAUACAAGAAUGGCAUUGGCGCCUAGCAAGUUCCUGCACCUGAAGUACCUGAGUAUUAGUAUUCAUGUUCAUGGUGACUACGAUUAUUUUUCUCUAGUUUCUUUUCUUGGUGCCGCUCCCUCCUUGGAGACAUUCAUACUGAAUGUACGGACACAGCUAGAACACACUGAUGAAUUGCUUUCUGAAGACCCCUCGCAUCUAAGGAAGAUGCUAGGAUACCACCAUGACAAGCUCAAGAAAGUGGAGAUAUCUCGGUUCUACUCUUCAAAGAGCUUGGUUGAGCUGACGUGCCAUAUUCUCGAAAACUCAGCAUCACUGGAGUGCCUUACACUGGACACCACCGGUGGUGGUCUCCGGUGUUCUGACCGCGAGUUCUGUAAGUGCUCCUUCUUGGAGAGAACCAAGGAGGCCCAUACAGCAGUCCUGGUAAUCGGAAAAUACAUCGUUGGAAAAGUUUGCUCUAGAGUUAAGCUAGUUGUUGUGGAGCCUUGCAUCCGGUGCCAUACCCUUAACCCAUAGGUGCAUCGUUGUUGUCAUUGUGCGCACAGGUACGCCCAGAAGUUUUGUGAGGACUGAAUGUUGUCUUUUUCUUUUUGGC
Triticum dicoccoides is the source of this 1234-nucleotide messenger RNA. RefSeq lists its product as uncharacterized. The record is from RefSeq and is a predicted model, not a curated record. The transcript is spliced from 2 exons. Lineage: Eukaryota; Viridiplantae; Streptophyta; Magnoliopsida; Poales; Poaceae. Bases 625 to 1155 code for a protein of 176 amino acids.